GCAUGCUGUGCAAAAUUUUCAAACCGAACAGUCAAACCUAACACUCCCUCAUCAAACCUUCCAACUUUAGGUCUCUCCCAACUAAACAAGUUCUUAGAUGCAAUCAAUGGUGGUGAUAUUCAGCUUUCACUUCAAACAUUUCGAUUUCUAAGGUCUACAUUGUAGGAAAGAGCCAAGUGGGUGUGUCUAUGGCACUAGUUAUAUAUUGGUAUGAUAUCGUAUGUUUUGGCAUUGUUGCUGCGUCUUUUGUUGUGUCCCUGUGGGUUCUAUGGAGGAGGGAACUCGCCUCAAAAUGUGACGAUAACUUCUUAUAUCAGAGCCUCCUCGCGGCUCGACCGGAUAUUAAUGAUCCGACCGUGCUUGCAAUGCCAAGGAACCAUGUUGGUUCUUCCCAGCUGUGGACUAGUUGCUGGAAAGGGGUGCACCCAGGGUGGCUCCUGGCUACUCGUUUCAUCUCCUUCCUUGUCAUGGCUGGACUCUUGUGGAGGGAUAUCGUGGACUGGGACGCCACCAUAUUCAUUUACUACACAGAAUGGACAUUUAUGUUGAUUAUGGUAUAUUUCGCGCUGGGCACUGUGAUGUCUGCAUAUGGAUGUUGGGUGUCCUUAAAGCAACCAAUUGUGUCUGAACAUGGCGAAAAUUCUGUUUUCUUGAAAAGGGAUGUGGAAGAGGAUGGAACUGCAACCUCUAUAACUUAUAAGGAGAAAAAAAGUGGGGGUAUCAUCAAGUUACGAAGUCACUGUGCUGAGGAGGCAAUUCGAGAAAGAGCUGGAUUUUGGGGAUACCUUAUGCAAAUUAUAUACCAGACUUGUGCAGGUGCUGUCAUCCUAACGGACAUUAUAUUUUGGUGCAUUAUAGUCCCUUUUUUAUCAAAUACGCACCUUGGCCUCAAUGCGUUGAUGGGUUGCAUGCAUUCUCUGAAUGCUGUUUUUCUAUUGCUAGAUACCGCUCUCAAUAGCCUUCCAUUUCCUUGGUUCCGCCUUGCAUAUUUUGUGCAGUGGAGCUGCCUCUAUGUCAUUUUCCAGUGGGUUAUUCACGCAUGUGGUUUUACGUGGUGGCCAUAUCCAUUCCUCGAGCUUAACACACCCUGGGCUCCUUUAUGGUAUUUUGCGAUGGCUGUAAUUCACAUUCCUUGUUAUGGAAUAUAUGCACUGAUUUUUAAAGCAAAAAAUACGAUUUUUCCCCGAUUGUUCCCUCGUUCUUUUGUGAGAUCAUACUAGUUUCUUGUUUUUUAACAACCGACUGCUGUUAAAGGUGAUCUCAAUUUUGGUUGUAUGUUUACGAAGAGGGAACCCUCGUCCAUUCCCUCAAAAAACUCGUUUUUUAUGGGCAAUUUACAGUUGGAUGAAUGAGUAUUCGUGUCCUGAAAUGAAACUCACCUGACACAUUCGCA
This is a messenger RNA of Populus euphratica (Euphrates poplar), 1393 nucleotides long. RefSeq names its product protein rolling stone-like. Lineage: Eukaryota; Viridiplantae; Streptophyta; Magnoliopsida; Malpighiales; Salicaceae. Gene Ontology annotation, cellular component: membrane. The record is from RefSeq and is a predicted model, not a curated record. The transcript is spliced from 8 exons. The coding region runs from base 189 to 1220 and encodes 343 amino acids.